Messenger RNA from Adelges cooleyi (spruce gall adelgid), 999 nucleotides. RefSeq names its product pancreatic triacylglycerol lipase-like. Bases 1 to 999 code for a protein of 332 amino acids. The transcript is spliced from 7 exons. Gene Ontology annotation, biological process: lipid metabolic process. Gene Ontology annotation, molecular function: lipase activity. NCBI's taxonomy places the organism in Eukaryota, Metazoa, Arthropoda, Insecta, Hemiptera, Adelgidae. The record is from RefSeq and is a predicted model, not a curated record.
AUGGCCGCAUUAGGUAUCUUCUGCUUGGCAUACACGGUUAUUAUAGGUAAGAGCCCAGCCACUAUAAUGGUGGCGCCCAAGGGACAAUGCCAAUCUUGCUGUCCGAUAAACAUCAAAGAAGACAUUACAUUUAUAUCCUAUACAACGGAAAACCCAAAUGAACCACGUCAGAUAUUAGUAAACGAUGACGAGUCACUGCGUAGGUCUCAAAUAGACAGAAACAAACUUACAGUGAUCUACGUGUACGGAUUCACUGAGCAAUACACAUCAAUAGGCGGUACUUCUAUGAAGAAUGCGUACCUUCGCCGUGGAGGAGUAAACGUUAUACUCGUCGAGUGUAGUAAGUUGAUUGCAUUCCCGUGGUACAAUUUUGCGGUUCGCAAUACAAAGGUAGUCGGACAGUAUUUGGCCAGAUUCAUCGAAUAUUUAGUGAGUCAAGGGUUCAGGUUGUCCAAUAUCCACGUGAUCGGUUUUAGUCUGGGUGCAGAAAUCGCUGCAUUCGCCGGCAAGGAACUCAAAAUCGGAAAACUACCCAGAAUUACAGGGUUAGACCCGGCAUAUCCUCUUUACCGAGGAACUAACAAUAAAGGUCACCUGACGCCGUCUGAUGCAAAGUUCGUGGAUGUCAUACACACUGACGGCGGAGAGUUUGGAUUUCCCGUUCCAAUGGGUCACGUCGACUUCUUUCCAAAUGGUGGCUUUCCUAUACAGCCUGGAUGUUCAACGCCAAAAUAUAAGGAAUUAAAUAAGGUUUUCGGAUACGCAACCUGUAGUCACGUAAGGGCUUGGAAAUAUUACAUCGAAUCCAUACAAAAUCCUUAUGGUUUUCCGUCUGUUAGUUGCCACUCGUACGAUGCAUUCAAUAGCGGUAAAUGCCUGAGGGAUUUGAACAACAGCAAUGGCCAGAUUGUUCAAUACAUGGGAAUAGCUGCUAACGAAAAGAUCAGAGGUCAAUUUUAUUUAAAUACUAGAACCACAGAACCAUUUGCGAUCAAUUAA